AUGAUCCAUACCACUUCCAAACAAGAUAAAAAGUGCCCAUCAUUCGAAAUUUUUGAGGUUAUCACUGCUUAACAAUUGACUGUUGAAAAAAUCUAAAUAAUAAAUGGUGAUUUGAUACUUGGAUUUUCUAAAUCUGAACAACAUGUGAAAAUUUGGAGUGUUUCAAAGAGAUAAGCUGUUUUUGAGCAUUUUUUUAAUUAAAAGAAAGUGAAUGAAUUGUUGAUUAUAUAAAAUUAAAAUGAUUUGGUAGCUUUUGGUUUUUUGGAUAAAUAGGUUUAAAUUUGGAGUAUAAAAUCAGAAAUUGGAUUCUCUUUGCAGUAGGAAUUAAGCUAUGAAUAAUAGAUUCGGAAGAUUAAGCUAUCCAAUAAUGCUUUUUAACUUGGAAUAUUGCAUAGUAAUGAAUAAAUCAGAUAAUUAAGUAAAGAUUAAUUAUCAUCAAAUAUUCUCUAUUAAUCUUAAUAGCAUAUUGAAGAUUAUUGCUUUUUUCAAAAUUAAACUUUCCUUGCAAUAAUGUAAAAGAGAGGGUUUGUUUCAAUAUUUUCAAUAAAAUCUUAAAAAGUAAUAAAGUAAUGGAAUGCACAUCAAUAAGGCUAAUGUACUAUCGAUGGUAUUGAUAAGGACUAAAUCAUCGUGACUUAGGCAAAAGAUUAUUCAAUAAAGCUUUGGAACAUGAGAAGUUAUAGUUUGUUGAGAGUGAUAGAUUGUAGAAAAAUUUCAUUAUCUUAAUAUGAUAUAUACAAUAACACUUUGUUGAUGUCAACUUUUAAGCCAUCAUUAGAUAUCAUAAGUCUAAAAACGGGUAAGAUGAUUUAAAGUUUAGAAGUUGAUUAUCCAAUAUUGAAAAUAGAAAUAGAAUUUGAAAGUAAUCUAAUUGCAAUUUUAGACUAUGAAUUUUAGAUAAUAUUAAUAAGAAAAAAAAAAUAUUGA
This is a messenger RNA of Paramecium octaurelia, 927 nucleotides long. The record is from the annotation of a GenBank genome assembly. NCBI's taxonomy places the organism in Eukaryota, Ciliophora, Oligohymenophorea, Peniculida, Parameciidae.